UUCGUCCACAGAGGUUUAUCAUAAUUUAAAAAAAAGUUUUCAUCUCUUAUUUACGGUCAUUCCACUAUUAUUGUUUGAAAUUUGCGUCAAAAUGGCUGAUAAAAAGAUAGAAAAGAACAAACUUCAUUUCAGGGUUAUUAGAUUUUUGACGGAAUCUGCCCUGAAGCUGCACAUGAAAUCACCUACCUUGGCCACUGCAGCAGCCGUCUAUCAUACUUUCUUCAGAGAAUGUGAAACAGAGGACUAUGAUCCCUAUUUGAUUGCCACCACUGCCUUAUACCUGGCUGGGAAAGUCGAAGAAGACCACAUGAAACUGAGAGAUGUCAUAAAUGUGUGCUACAGAACCUUGCACACCGAUCAGCCCGGCCUUGAGAUAGGAGAAAAGUACUGGGCCAUGAGAGAUUCAGUGGUUCAGUGUGAAUUAUUUGUCAUGAGAAUGCUGAAGUUUACUGUGAAGUUCGACCAUCCACAUAAGUACAUGCUACAUUACCUGAAAUCAGUGUGCGACUGGAUGGAACCAAGCAUAUCAAAGAGAAUCCCAAUUGCAAAGUUUGCUUGGGGUAUCCUGCGCGACAGCUAUCAUGGACCAAUAUGCUUGAAGUACCGUCCAGAACACAUCGCCAUUGCAGUCAUUUAUUUUACUCUACAGCUGUAUGGAAUGGAAGUGCCAUUUUCUGACGAGGCUGAGUACAGGUGGUGGGAGGUUUUAUCUGAGGACGCAACAGAAGAUGAGUUAAAAGGCAUUUCAAGUGAUAUUUUGGACAUUUACGAAUUAGAGUCGUCAUUGCAGACGUGAGGCAAACUUGAAAAUGACGCAGGAUCAUUUACUGUAAGGACAGGUCUAUUGCUGCUAUAGCAUUCAUCACACGAAUUAAGAGUAUGAAUUGAUUCUUCUGAAGCCUUGGCAAUGGCAUCUGAUGCCUUGACAGUGGCGUGCCAAGGAACACGCUGCAGGAAUGAGGGGGGAAGAGUCUGGACUCCCUUGACCCACCUGAAUAUGCGCCUGCUUGAGUUUUGUGAUUCAAAUGGACACAUAUAUGUGAAGACAAAGCUUUUACCGGUGUAAGAGGAAAUAAACAUUUUUUCAUAGAAUGUCCUUGUAUGUUGUUAUUAUUUUGGAAGCUCAAGAAUCAACUGGAGAUAUUAUGCUUAUGAUACAUCACUCAUCAGGAAAGACAAACAGUACUUCAACCUAUUCCGCUAGCCGUGUUGUUGGGAAAAGGGAAUAUCUGAAAUUAAACAGUGUAUUUGAAGCCAAGGACCAGUUUUUUGGUCCUCUCGGAACAAGACCCGUUUUGUCUGAUGGGGUACAGUCCUCAGCGAUAAGUCAAACUGAGAAAAAUGUCUUUAGGUGAUCACUGUAUGGCUAUGUUCAGUUGUCAGACAGUAAUCCUACACGACCAGCAGUCACAUAAUGGCAGGGUCUCACGUGACUGUCAACAUCGGCAUGCCGGCCUGAUGAGGACCCUAUGAGCAACUGUCUGUGGACUUUGGUGAAGGUCUCGAUCGACAGGACUGUAUGAACAUGUUGUGCUUCCAAGACUGGUUGCGAGAACUGGUUAACAGGAUAGAUCAUGGAAGGUUCCCAUAGAAAGAGAUGGUCUUUGCCACAGAUGUCGGCAAGGCUUGCUUGGAGCCAGGACCAAGUGACAAACAUGGGAAAUACCAGGACGGUUAACCAAAUCCAGUCCAACAGACU
Lineus longissimus is the source of this 1699-nucleotide messenger RNA. Its product is annotated as cyclin-Q-like. Gene Ontology annotation, molecular function: cyclin-dependent protein serine/threonine kinase regulator activity. The record is from RefSeq and is a predicted model, not a curated record. The transcript is spliced from 6 exons. Lineage: Eukaryota; Metazoa; Nemertea; Pilidiophora; Heteronemertea; Lineidae. Gene Ontology annotation, biological process: regulation of transcription by RNA polymerase II. Gene Ontology annotation, cellular component: nucleus. The coding region runs from base 92 to 796 and encodes 234 amino acids.